AAGUUUAUAAAUUAAAAUCAUCUUCCGAAAGCCAAAUCCUGUACUGCAACAGCGAGGGGUGCCUCUCUGUCGUGUAAAUUUCGGCCCUGGGGAGUGUCCCCUUCGAAAUCUGGGUUGAGGCUGGACAACUUCCAAACCAUUUCAGAACGCUCAAUUUCGAUUCUAGCGCUAUCUUCGUCAUCCGAUUUCAAAAGCUGCGAUUAGAUAACCACCUGGUGCGAAGAGAGUCCGUAUUGACCUUCGGAAGCUACUUCAUUUAAUCCAAUCUGUAUCCUCUGCUGUUAAGGAAUUUGUCUUCUCAGCUCUGUAAGGCUAGAAAUUAAAUGCUCGGAGUUCUGCUGUAGAGAAUUGUUUCAUUUAUUGUUGGAAAUAGAGGAAAAUGUGGGGAUUUGGGGGUAGGUUCUACUGGGGAAGAAAUCUAGUACCUGAGAAAGCAGAAGGGAUAGUCUUGGUAUUCGCAUGGAUGUCAAGCGACGAGAGGCACUUGAAUAGAUACGUAGACCUCUACUCGUCUAUCGGAUGGAACUCUCUCGUCUGUCAUUCCCAGUUUCUCAAUAUGUUCUUCCCUGAGAAAGCUACAAGUCUUGCUGUUGACAUACUUAAUGAACUUGUUAAGGUGCUGAGAAGCGGGCCUUGUCCCGUAGUGUUUGCGUCUUUUUCAGGGGGUGCAAAAGCUUGUAUGUUUGAGGUUCUUCAGAUUAUUGAGGGAAAGUGCGAAGGACAUAACAUGGUUGAUUACCAGCUCGUUAGAGACUCUAUUUGUGGCUAUAUUUACGACUCCACUCCAGUUGAUUUCACCAGCGAUUUGGGUGUCCGAUUUCUUUUACAUCCAUCUGUUUUGAAAAUGUCCCAUCCGCCAAGGUUUGCUUCAUGGAUCGCAAAUAGCAUUGCAUCUGGUCUUGAUGCUCUCUUCCUCAGCAGGUUUGAGUCACAGCGUGCUGAGUAUUGGCAAACUCUUUACUCCACUAUUAGGAUGCAGGCCCCAUAUCUCAUUUUUUGUUCCGAAAAUGAUGAUCUUGCUUCUUUUCAAGUUAUUUCAAAUUUUGUCCAACGACUAAAAGACCUUGGCUGUGAUGUUAAAAUGGUGAAAUGGGAUACCUCUCCUCAUGUAGGUCAUUAUCGGCACCAUCUGAUUGACUACAAGGCUGCAGUCACUGAGAUCCUGGGCAAGGCAGCUGCAAUUUAUAUUUCUAGAAAAAGACCGACUGGGGAUGAGGGACUGGGCAAGAAGGGAACAGGAGAUGAAAUCUCAUAUCCAAUCAGUAAUUUUAGGAAAGCUGCAAUGACUUCAACCAGUUUUCAGGGCUUUGCUGUUGCUUCUGAUGAUUUGUUGUCUGGUUCAAUGAAUUAUUAUGAGGGCAAGGGCGUCGGCUCAGUAUCAGAUGAACGCAAGGAAAGUUUAAUUCACUUACCAAGCCGCCCGGGCAUCAAUGCGUAUGGGGUUCUUGGCCAAGCGUUGUUUGAUAUAUGUGUUCCUAAGAACGUUGAGGAUUGGGAUAUCAAAUCAAAUUCCAGGAAUACAAGAAGGCAUGGCUCUUUCAAUCCUAUAAAAUGCAUCCGGCGCUCGAGGUUGUAGAUUAUUGACUAGUUUCAUAGGACUCAGGUUGACAACCCUCAGACGAGCAUGAUUUCGAACUUAUGAAGGUGAUGAUGUUGCGUUCAAAUGUGGACGCAAAUGGUUGGCCCCUGGCAGAUUCACCAAGGCGCGGACGUGUGCGGUACUUGAAAUAGGAGGCUGAAAGGGUGAAAUCUUAAAUAUCAUUUGUUUGUUUUCUAUGAGCAGAGUACAACGAAUGGGUCGAGGCAGCUUGUAACUUUGAAAUAUGAAUUGAACAGCUACUCCACCGGAGAAGGUAUAUAUUAUCUGUUUGAUAUCACUUGACGGGGUGUCAAAGUGCUUAUGAAAAGUGUAAUAUAUUUAACAACUUUUGUACUGCUCACUAUUUAACAUUGCUACUCAUUUAUGCGUCUAAAUUGCAGGGCAUCCUCUCCGAA
Messenger RNA from Neltuma alba, 1995 nucleotides. RefSeq lists its product as uncharacterized. Bases 380 to 1576 code for a protein of 398 amino acids. The transcript has 7 exons. Lineage: Eukaryota; Viridiplantae; Streptophyta; Magnoliopsida; Fabales; Fabaceae. The record is from RefSeq and is a predicted model, not a curated record.